Lotus japonicus is the source of this 1575-nucleotide messenger RNA. Its product is annotated as aldehyde oxidase GLOX1-like. The coding region runs from base 34 to 1575 and encodes 513 amino acids. Lineage: Eukaryota; Viridiplantae; Streptophyta; Magnoliopsida; Fabales; Fabaceae. The record is from RefSeq and is a predicted model, not a curated record. The transcript has a single exon.
CAGCUCCUCCAAAAAAGCAUCGGCAUAGUCGGCAUGCACAUGCAGUUACUCAACAACGACCGCGUCGUGAUUUACGACCGCACUGACUUUGGCCUCUCCAACCUCUCCUUACCCAACGGUCGGUGCCGCCACAACCCAGAUGAACUUGUCGUGAAAACAGAUUGCACCGCGCACUCCGUUGAAUACGACGUGGCAACCAACACAUUCCGCGCGCUCUUUAUCCAGUCAGACGUGUGGUGUUCAUCCGGAUCUGUCUCCCUGGACGGCACCCUGGUCCAAACCGGGGGCUCAUACAAAGGAGAGCUCACGGUCCGGACCUUCCUCCCGUGCCCGGAAUGCGAUUGGGUUGAAUUCAAUCACUCACUCGUAGUUCCAAGAUGGUACUCGACCAAUCACAUCUUGCCCGAUGGACGACAUCAGAUAAUAAUUGGUGGAAGGAAGCAAUAUAACUUCGAGUUUUACCCCAAAAAUUCGAAGAUUAAAAACACCUACAGUUUGCCGCUUCUAGCACAAACCCAUGAUGUUGACCAGGAGAAUAAUCUUUACCCCUUUGUUUUCCUCAACGUGGAUGGCAACCUCUUUAUCUUCGCCAACAAUCGCGCCAUCUUAUUCAACUAUAAUAGCCGUCAAAUCGUGAGGACUUACCCUUCCAUACCCGGUGGAGAACCUAGGAACUACCCCAGCACAGGUUCCGCAGUUUUGCUUCCUCUCAAGAAUAUUUCACAUUCUUCUCAACCGCUCAAUGUGGAGGCCGAGGUCAUGAUUUGUGGCGGAGCUCCAAGAGGGUCUUAUCUAGAGGCUCAUGACUCACACCGGUUUCUCGGAGCUUUGAAUACAUGUGCCCGGAUCAAGAUAACUGACACGAACCCGAAGUGGAGCAUGGAGACCAUGCCGGGUGCUAGAAUCAUGAGUGACAUGGUCAUGCUCCCGAACGGCAACGUGUUGCUCAUCAACGGUGCCUCUGCGGGGACCGCGGGGUGGAAGUUGGGUAGAAAUCCGGUGCUGAACCCGUUUCUGUAUAAACCAAACUUCCCGGUAGGGUCCCGGUUCGAAGUGCAGAACCCCACCCGCAUUCCCCGAAUGUACCAUUCCACUGCCAUUUUGCUUCGCGACGGAAGGGUCAUCGUCGCCGGGAGCAAUCCCCACGAGUUUUACGAAUUUGGCAAGAACGUGUUGUUCCCAACAGAGCUGAGUUUGGAAGCAUUUUCUCCUUCCUAUUUGGAGCCUCGAUUCUCUGACGUGCGUCCCAGGAUUGUGUCCCCGGCUCCUCAACCUGCAACCAAAGUCAUGCACGGUCAGGGGUUGAGGAUUCAGUUUCAGCUGACAGCAACGUUGUUGGAUCCGAAUUCAGUGUCGGUGACAAUGCUGGCGCCGCCUUUCAACACACACUCGUUCUCCAUGAAUCAGAGGAUGCUGGUGCUGGAGACAAAUGGUUUGAGGAACGUUGGGGAAUCAAUGCAUGAGGUUGAGGUGAGCAUGCCCAGUUAUAACACACUUGCACCACCAGGUUUCUAUAUUGUGUUCGUGGUUCAUCAGGAAAUUCCAAGUGAGGGCAUUUGGAUCCAAAUACUCUGA